Molecule: messenger RNA, 1049 nt
Organism: Colletotrichum destructivum
Lineage: Eukaryota; Fungi; Ascomycota; Sordariomycetes; Glomerellales; Glomerellaceae
Product: Putative polyketide synthase, ketoreductase domain, polyketide synthase, enoylreductase
Exons: 1
Coding region: 196-1035 (279 amino acids)
Biological process (GO): fatty acid biosynthetic process; secondary metabolite biosynthetic process
Molecular function (GO): oxidoreductase activity; fatty acid synthase activity
Source: RefSeq, a predicted model, not a curated record
UCAACCUUUUUCUCACAAAACUUAGUCGGCAGUAAACUUGUCUGCUGCAACACCUUGUUUUGUCUCUAUUUCAUCCUAUAUAGAAGCUCUUGAGACGUACCAGGCAGAAGAAAGCUGUUUAGGGCCGGCGUCUAGCGAAGUAUACACCGAAAGCAGAAAAAGGACAAGACAGCACGUCGUUAACUCUUGUCCCGGAUGCCGGUCGGUGCGUCGACAACGCCUACCACUCCGCCUUCAUGGCGGACGCGGCCGAGGAGUACAUGUUCCUCCUUCAACGUCCCAGACCACCGCCCCGGCCGGGUCUUCAACUCACGCGACGAGUCGUUUGCGGAAGGUCUCAUGGUGGCCACGACGGGAUGGGGCGUCGAUGUGGUGCUGAUCUCGCUGUCCGGUAAACUCCUGCACGCCUCCUGGCGGUGCGUCGCGCCGAGCGGAACCUUCAUCGAGCUGGACAAGCGGGACGCCGCGGCGCGUUGCAAGCUGGCCAUGGACCCUCUGGACGACAGCCGCGCCUUCAUCGGCAUCGACUUGGCGCAACUGGCCGUUAUCCUCGACGGUGCAGAGAUCGGGCAGUUGCUGGACCGCAUCAUCUAUCUGUACCGAGGUAGGGUCCUCACUCCCAUUACGCCCUCGCGCGCAUUCCCGUGCAAGGAGAUCCAGAAGGCUUUCCAGUGUCUCGCCAAAGGGACGUAUAUCGGCAAGAUCGUCGUCGACUUCGUCAGCGAGCAAGCCGACCAGGAGGGCUCACUACCCCUGACCCCAGACGAGCCGGCGCCCGUCUUUCGUCCCGACCGCUUCUACAUCAUCGCGGGCGGCAUUGGCGGUCCCGGCACCUCUAUAAUUCGCUGGAUGGCCCAUCACGGCGCCUGGAACCUUGCCAUUUUGUCUCGAUCGGCGGGGACGUCCGCCCACGAAGCGUCGAUCCUCACCGAGCUCCGCGGCAUGGGAUGCACGGUACGCGCCUGCGCGUGCGACGUCACUGACGAGGACGCUGUCCAGGGUGUCGUGCCCAAGAUCUCGCAGUCAUCGUCGUGAAGAAUCGGAGGCGU